Molecule: messenger RNA, 1941 nt
Organism: Cryptomeria japonica (Japanese cedar)
Lineage: Eukaryota; Viridiplantae; Streptophyta; Pinopsida; Cupressales; Cupressaceae
Product: ankyrin repeat-containing protein At5g02620
Exons: 4
Coding region: 146-1897 (583 amino acids)
Cellular component (GO): plasma membrane
Molecular function (GO): protein phosphatase 1 binding; protein phosphatase regulator activity
Source: RefSeq, a predicted model, not a curated record
AAAGGAAAGAUGCCUUUCUUGGUGACUUACAUGUUCUAUAGCUUACAUACGCCCUUUUUCCAAAAGAAAUUGUAUCAUAGGUUCCAUUUUUCUUCCGAGGGAAAUUGGAAGUCCGGAAAGUCCGGCCUAUGAAAUUCAGGGGAAAAUGAGCGGGAAUUCUCCUCAUCCUGCAUCUCCAGAGCUUUUCAGAGCUGCCAGAUCAAACAAUGUGGAGGAACUGGAGAAGUUGCGACAGGAGGAGCUUGAUGUGCUCAACGAGGUUACCCCUGCAAAGAAUACCGCGCUCCACAUCGCUGCAUAUCAUGGCAGUAAGGAUUUCGUGGUAAAGUUGAUUGAAAUGGCGGAACAAGCUGAUUUACAGGCAGAUCUGCAAGGCAAAGGGAGGCUUGAGUUCUUGGCUAAGAAGAAUUUGCAGGGAAACACGGCAUUGCAUGAGGCGGCGAGUGGAGGGCAUACAGAGAUAGUGGAGGUUUUGCUGAAGCUAGAUGUUGAACUAGCGAGAUUGACGAAUAAAGCGGGCGAAACGGCCCUAUUUAAAGCUUCCUUGUCUGAAAAUUUGUACACCAUGAAAAUGUUUGAAAAGCUGCUGGAUGGGACGCCAUUGGAGAUGUACAGAAGAAAUUGCGAUGGUCAAACGCCUCUACAUUUUGCUGUCUUCAACAAAAAGUCAGACAUAAUUGAUAUUAUUUUGGAGCACAAACCCAUUCUUGUUUCAGAAGUAGAUGAUGUUGGUCGGACAACAUUACACAUUGCUGCAUUAAUACCCCCAUUGAAGGAGCUUGUUCCACCAUUUCAUUCUUGGUUGCAAACAAGGCAUGUCAAAGAAAAUAUAAAGAUUGCCAGAAAGCUUUUGGAUAAGGACAGAUCAUUAUGUUACAAAUUUGACAAGAAAUCAGAGUGUGCUCUUCAUAUAGCAGUGAAGGAGGGGAGUGUGGAAAUGGUGAAAACCAUAUUAGAGUAUUGUGAAGAUUCUAUAGAAUUGGUAGAUGAUAAGGGAAGAAACGCUCUUCACCUAGCUAUCAUGAAUGCAGAGCAAAUAUUUGACAUGAAUUCAGAUGUUAUCACACCACUAUUGCAUUGUCUUGUAGCUGCAUCAUCAAAAAGGUUGAUUAAUGAUCGUGACGAUGAGGGAGAAACAGCAUUGGACAUAGCAGUAAGAAACAUGGAGAAAGAUGAGCCACUUUUCCAUCAGAUCAUAAAGCUACUUAAGGAGAAUGGGGCAAUCUAUAAUGCAAAUGUGGUUGUGGAGGUAGAAGAAACAAAGAUUUCUACAUCGUGGUUAAAGUGGCGAAGUGAAAUAAUUUCUUUGAAUGCAGUGUUGAUUGCGACAAUUGCUUUUGCAGCACCCUUUGAUGUAUUGGGAGAAGAGCUAAUAAGAGAACCUGAAUUACACACAGGUCCAAAGUACCAAUGCAUAUUUUAUGUUUUUCUCUUCUACGUGUUUGUGAUAUCAGAUACAAUAGCAUUUGGUACUUCUAUUGGGUCAGCAGUUCUCUUAUUGUUUGCAGUUUUUGGAAAGAAGGAAGAUAGUCCUAUGGUUGAAACUAGUUUUUUGGCAGUGAUGGUAGCAUUAUUAGCAUUAUUGGUAGCAUUUGGCUCUGCAAUAACCCUUGUUGUGGGACGAAAAUAUCUAUGGUUGGCAUUGUCUGUGUGGUUUAUGUUGUGUGUUGUUCCUUUGGCAGUAAGGGUAAGGACUUUUCAUUCAAAACUCUACAUUUUCACAGAUAAAAAAUACUUCAACAAGUUCAUAUUGGAAGACCUUUUUGGUCUUAUAGUUAAUUUGAUUUGGUGGGUUCUUGAUAUAAUAAAUACAUUAUACUGGUGGGGCAUAAUUUAUCCAGCCAUUCAAUGGGUUGGAAAAUCUUGUACUGCCAUUUGGUUGGCUAUUUGUCAUUGAGAAUAUUUUAUUUUCAAAAUAAUAUUUUCUAUAUUUUUUAAUUG